Molecule: messenger RNA, 2148 nt
Organism: Neltuma alba
Lineage: Eukaryota; Viridiplantae; Streptophyta; Magnoliopsida; Fabales; Fabaceae
Product: L-type lectin-domain containing receptor kinase IV.1-like
Exons: 3
Coding region: 18-2015 (665 amino acids)
Biological process (GO): protein phosphorylation
Molecular function (GO): carbohydrate binding; protein kinase activity; ATP binding
Source: RefSeq, a predicted model, not a curated record
UUAAUUUCUCUGCAGACAUGUCUGUGAAGCUCUUGGCUAUGGUGUUUUUGCUGGUGGCAGCGAGUGGUGAAGAUACAAGUUUCAUCUUCAAUUACGGGUUCCAAUCUGCUAAUCUAACCACGGAUGGUAUCUCUUUCAUCACUUCCAAUGGCCUCCUCCAACUCACUAACGAAACCAGGUUGCAAAAGAGUCAUGCCUUUUACCCCAAUCCAGUAGAUUUCACAAACACCACUUCUUUCUCUACCGUUUUUGUUUUCGCCAUCAAACCACAAUAUCCAACUCUGAAUGGCCAUGGAAUUGCUUUUGUCAUUUCUCCCACAAAAGCAUUUCCAGAUGCGCAGCCCAGCCAGUACUUCGGCCUCUUCAACUUAGCCAACAAUGGAGACCCCAGAAACCAUGUCCUUGCCAUAGAACUCGACACCAUCGAGAGCGGUGAGUUUGGGGAUAUCAAUGAUAACCAUGUCGGGAUUGAUAUUAACGGUUUGAAUUCCACAAAAUCUGCUCCUGCCGGAUAUUAUGUGAGUAGGUUUCAGUUUCAAAAUUUGAGCCUCAACAGUAGCCUGCCAAUGCAGGUGUGGGUGGACUACGAUGGAGGCAAGAAGCAAAUUAGUGUCACCCUAGCUCCAAUCAACGUUAACAAGCCCGAAAUUCCACUGUUAACAUUGUCCCGAGAUCUUUCUCAAAUUCUAACCAAUCCCAGUUAUGUCGGAUUCUCAUCUUCCAACGGAGCGCUGACAGCUUUUCAAUAUGUUCUUGGUUGGAGUUUCCAGGUCAAUGGGGAGGCUCAAAAACUUGAUACCACUAAACUCCCAAAACUACCACGAUUUGGAGGAAACAAACAAUCUAUGAUUUUGCCAAUUGGGUUACCUCUCCUUUCACUUUUUCUAAUUGUUCUUGUUAGUCUUUCUAUAGCUUAUUACAUAUACAGGAAAAGGAAAUUUUCUGAGGUUGUCGAGGAGUGGGAGCAAGACUAUGGUCCUCACAGGUUCAACUACAAAGAUCUCUACAGUGCCACAAAGGGAUUCAGAGAGAAAGAGCUUCUCGGCAGUGGUGGCUUUGGUAGCGUCUACAAAGGAACAGUUCCAGGUUCGAAAGUUGAGGUUGCCGUGAAGAAAGUAUCCCAUGAAUCCCGACAAGGGAUGAGGGAAUUCAUAGCAGAAAUCGUGAGCAUCGGUCGUCUACGCCAUCGAAACCUCGUCUCUCUUUUGGGAUAUUGCAGGCGCAAAGGAGAGCUUCUUUUGGUUUAUGAUUUCAUGCCGAAUGGAAGCUUAGAUAAAUAUAUCCACAACCAGCCCAGUGUGACACUAAAUUGGAUGCAAAGAUUUAAGAUCAUCAAAGGGGUAGCUUUGGGAUUGUGCUAUCUGCAUGAAGAAUGGGAGCAAGUUGUAGUUCACAGAGACAUCAAAGCAAGCAAUGUUUUGCUAGAUUCAGAGUUUAAUGGCAGACUAGGAGAUUUCGGUCUUGCAAGAUUAUAUGAUCACGGGAGUGAUCCUGCAACUACACAUGUGGUCGGGACCUUAGGAUAUCUAGCACCAGAGAACACAAUAACGGGAAAAGCCACAACAAAGUCUGAUGUUUUUGCUUUUGGCGCUUUUUUGAUAGAGGUUGUAUGUGGAAAAAGACCUAUAGAACGAGGAAGAGAAGAAUUUAUUUUGGUGAACUGGGUUUACGGGUUAUGGAAGAAGGGUGAGAUUAACGAAGCAAAGGAUCCAAAUUUAGGAACAGAGUACAAAGCAGAGGAGGGAGAAUUAGUGUUGAAACUGGGGCUUAUGUGUUCCAAUUUGAGAUCUGAAUAUAGGCCAAGCAUGCGCCAAGUUGUGCAGUACUUGAAUAUGGAAGUGCCUUUACCUGACUUGCCACUGCCACUGCCACUGCCGUCUCCUUCUGGCCGUGGAUUUACAUAUGGGAGUCAGCAAGACUUUGAUGACAUUCAAAUGUCCUUUGCGUCUUCAAGUAUGGAUGGCUAUUUCUCUCGCACUUCAAUACCUGAAUCAAUCCUCUCUGGAGGUCGUUGAUUUCCUUUAGAAGACAACAUGUCUAUGGGACGUAGCAUUUAAGUACUUGUAUUUUUCCUCUGCUCUAUGCUUUGGUAGUUGUGUUCUCUGUAUUUUAAAAUGAAAUGAGUUUUAGCUUUCCUUUGCUUGUGCA